Molecule: messenger RNA, 917 nt
Organism: Malus domestica (apple)
Lineage: Eukaryota; Viridiplantae; Streptophyta; Magnoliopsida; Rosales; Rosaceae
Product: late embryogenesis abundant protein At1g64065
Source: RefSeq, a predicted model, not a curated record
UUAAACAAAACUCUUUAACCAAACUUAGCACACCUUUACAUUUUUGUACAAUAUUUUCUUAAAGCCCCCAAAACGAUGGCAGAUCAAGAGAGCCAAAUCUGGCCACUAGCACCAUCCAGAUUACACCGCAGAAGCGACGAAGAAAACCCUACUUUCAAAGCCAUACGCAGAGAAAGAAGCAACAAAUGUUUCGUCUACGUCUUUGCAGGCAUCGUCCUCCAAAGCAUAAUCAUCCUCGUCUUUGCUUUGGUUGUUUUUCGUGUCAAAUCCCCCGGUUUCAAUCUCAGCUCCGUCCAGAUCAAAACUCUCAAGUCCACCGGUUCUCCGGCGGCUUCGUUCAACGCAACGUUAUCUGCUCAGAUGGCCAUAAAGAACAAAAACUUCGGGGAGUACAAGUUCGAGGGCAGCAGCGCGAGCUUGUGGUAUGGAGAGUUCAAAGUCGGCGAAGCUAAAUUUGCCAAGGGUAGCGUGAAAGCGAGAGGGACUCGGAAGGUGAACCUGAGAAUUGAAGUGAGGUCAAAUAGGCUGCCUAAGGACGUUCAAAAUGGUGGUUUAGGGAGUGAGAUUAAUUCUGGAUUUUUGAACAUCAGCAGCUAUGCAAAGAUUAGUGGGAGAGUGCAUUUGAUGAAGAUUAUGAAGAAGAGGAAGACUAUUGAUAUGAAUUGCACCAUGGUUCUUGUUUUGAAGAAUAAGACAGUUAAGGAUUUAGUAUGCAGAUGAUGAUUAUUUUGGUGGUGUUUUUGUUAAUGAUAUUGGUAUAGUUUGUAGUUUGGGGUUUAGUUUCUAGGAAUUGAUCCAAUCAUUUUGUUUGUCGAGAUUUGGGUUCUAGGAAUUCAAUCAUUUGUUAAUUUGCUUGCUUGUAUUUAUUCCAAUUUUGUAUGUUGGUAAUAUACAUAUGACUUCAUCUUUCAUAGAAA